UGAUGAAUAGAUGGGAACACUUUGGAGGAGUGAUUGAUUUGAUGUAAAUGUGUUGUAGGAAUAAAUAUGAGAUAAAGGUCCAAUUUGUAACUUCCUAUAUGAAUUGUUUCCCCCGAGUUUGUCGUACAGAUCAAAGCCCCGCCUAAGAGAAAUCACCUCAGCGAGAGAAAUGCCCUCUUGGCGAUGAAUCAGAUGAUUACCAAUAGUAUUAAAAAGGAGAACUAAACACUGGGGAGUCUUUCAAAACCAUUCCGGCACGUUUCAAAGCGUCAGUAUUGACUCGCGUCAGAACAGGUGCAGCAACGAUGUCCUGCAGAGAUCAGCCUGUUUGCUUCAAAAUAUAUACUACAAUUAAACGUUUCAUAAUUAUCAAAAAUAAAAAUGGUGAGAUUCUCAAGGUUGAUAGCCAUGGGAGGCCAGAACCUGUGGCGUACUUUCAUAGUUAUCCAUCUCCUCAAUCAGAAACAGAUCGCGAUGGCAUAAAUUUUUGUCUGGUGUCCUACAAAAAACUGUUGAAUAUCCAAACACCAGAAGGCAUCCCAAUUGUGUUCGAGAUUACAGUCAAUGGAUUGGUGUAUCACAUGUACUGUACUGAAGAAGGAAACAGGAAAGUCUUGAAGUUUAAGGAAGGUCGUGCUCCAAUCAGAGUGCAUGAGGAUAUGAAGAACUUAAUCUUUUUCCAGCAGGUCUUUGAUGAUAUCCAUUACAAAUUCGAAUCUGCAUGGGCACGUGGCUGGUUCUUGGGCACUGAGCAAGAUGGCACUUUCACUUUGAAGGAAGUUCAGGCAAGGGAUGAUGAAACAAUAGCUGUCUCCUUAGAAUAAAGUAUAAGAUUCUUCCACUUGCUUGUGCAAUCAACCAUUUAUGAUAUUGCUGAUAUUAACACUUUCAAAUAACAUAUUAAGUUUACUGAUAACUUGACAGCAUUGAUAAUCCUGAUCCCACGCUGCUAAAAUCAUUUUUACAUCAGGGCUUAGAAGUGAUCCCUGAUGUGCUUCAGUAUUAACACCAUUCAAAAUGUUGGAAAUGAUAAGCUAAGAAAUUACUACUCAAUUAAUUUAAAUGUCAAAUAGCAAAUCAAUUAGAUUAAUUCUAAGAGUGUUAGGGAGUCACAAUGAGGCAAGGGAACAUCUAAGAAGGAGAACAUCGAGUGAAGAAAAAGAAGCACCUUUGGAUGCCAGCACCAUAAAAGUUGUAGACUGGGCCAAUGAGGUUAAUUGUUCCCGUAUGAGUACCUCCUCCCUCAGGAUGGUUAUGCUGGAAUGUUUUGUAACACUAGUUAAAAAUCACAUCAUAUCCAGCAUGUAGUUCUGUUCACAUGAUAAAAAAAAACUAUUUUAACAGUGCAACACUAGUGAAGUGCUGCACUGGGAGUGCUAAUGCAAACCAAUAAAUUUAUAAUUAUUUAUUGUAAUUAGCCUGUAUAUUAUGUCUUCACACAUUUUUAGCAAAUGUGAAUAUGUGAAAACUUGUCUUGUGUCAAUCUCUGUAAUGAAGAAUGCCGGGAACAGCAAAUCAGACAUGCGAAGAAUGUGCUUUUCAAUUGCCCUUUAUAAUAUGGUGGCAGUGUUUGACUAUAUAAACUCACUUUCAUGCACAGAACAGAGAUUUCUUUCCUCUCCCAUGAUCUGCAGUAGUUGGGGCCAUGGGGGCAGUCCAUCCAGGAUGUUAGCUGCUCAAAAUAUUGACAGAAUGAAGCUUCAGGCCGCCAACUUCCUAAACAAUUAAAUACAUUUUAAUUUUGUAACUUUUGCAAGGAGUCUUGGCCCAAAACAUCAACUGUUUAUUCAUUUCCAUAAAUGCUGCCUGACUUGCUGAGUUCCUCCGGCAUUUUGUGUGCUGCUUUGAAACUUGAGUGACGGCUUACAUGUAACAAGCUUCCACUUAUGCUCAUUAACAGUACUUUAUAGUCACAAAAGGCUGACUUGCAAAAUGCUGCUAUCAAGUUCCCCAAGUUUAAAUUAAAACACAAUUAAAUCCUUCAAACUUUCAUGUUGAGUCUAAACAUGUACAAAAGACCAGGGAAAGCAAAUGAAGAUGAGAUGAUUAGGAAGUGGGAGCUACUGAAUUAAAUUCCCAAUGCUGGGCUAUAUUUCUGUAUCAAGAUUAACAGUAAUCAAUGUAAAAAAUCUGGAUUUUGACCUGCUGCCAAAAUACUGAUUCAAUGCAAUGUAAUUACCUAAACAUUAUGGAAAGGCUUUACCAGACCUAGUUUAACAGAAGGAUGAAAUGAGGGGAAGCUAAUCUGUGAAUCAACCAGUUUUUUUUUGGACAGAUACUUCCAAUUUUUUUUUCAUCUUGCCUUACCGUAAGAUCUGUCCUUUAGUUCUCGCCACACCCCUACCCAUUCCCCGUGCAAAUCACUGCUCAUCCACUAAUUGUUUGCUUAGGGUUGUUGAGAGGAUAUUCAAGAAGCCCACUUCCAGUACAAGAUGGGAGAGAAGCACUUAAGAUUGCACCCCCAAACCCCCUCAGUUUUUCUCCCCAUACUUCUUGCAGGUUAGUAGUCUACCACUUUUCAGGACAAUUGGAAUUGCUCCAGACAAGAAAUAAUUGUUUAAGUUGGUUAUUAAUGCUAUAAGGAAUAGCAAUUUAACAUCUAUCAGCAACCCCUUUUUAGCUGAAUGGCUUCUGAGGCUGAUUAGCAGCCAAUCAUAGCAUUGUGAAUAUUGAGUCACAGUUAUCCAACUAGGGAUUUCCAUCUCUAAAGUGAACCAGUAGAUGGUACUUACCCGUCCGGUUAAAAGCAAGGUCAUUCAGCAAAGACAUGGGGAGAGACAGCCAUGGAAAUAAAGGAAGGCACCAAGCUAAAAGCUCAUGCGUACGAAGUCACUAAGAGUAGUGGGAAACUGGAAGAUUGGGAAAACUUUAAAGAGCAACAAAGACAACUAAGCGAGCAAUAAAGGGAAGAUAAGAUUUAUGAAAAUAGACUAGCACAAAAUAUAAAAAGGGAGAGUAAAAGUUUUUAUAAUUAUAUGAAGUGGAAAAGGGUGGCCAAAGUGAAUGUAGGUCCCUUGGUGGACGAGAAGGGGGAAUUGAUAUUGGGUAAUGAGGAAAUGGCCAAAGCUUUGACUAGCUAUUUUAAGGUCGGUUUUCACGGUGGAGGACACAUCUAAUAUGCUGAAGAGAAGUGAUAUAGAUGCGAUGGGAGGUGAAGGCCUCGAUACAAUAGCUAUUACUAAAGGGGUAGUGCUGAGCAAACUUGUGGGCCUAAAGAUAGACAAGUCCCCUGGUCCUGAUGGAAUGCAUCCCAAGGUACCGAAAGAAAUGAGGCUUUGGUGAUAAUUUAUCAAAAUUCCCUGGACUCUGGGCAGGUCCCGGCAGAUUGGAAGGAGACAAAUGUCACACCACUGUUCAAAAAGGGAUGUAGGCAAAUGGCAGGUAACUAUAGGCCAGUUAGUUUAACAUCUGCAUUUGGGGAAAAUGCUUGAAGCUUUCAUUAGAGAAGAAAUAGUGAGGCAUCUGGAAAGAAAUGGAUAAAUCAGGCAGACGUAGCAUGGAUUCAGCAAAGGCAGGUCCUGUUUGACAAACUUACUAGAGUUCUUUGAGGAUAAAACAAGCGCAGUCAACAGAGGGAAACAAAUGGAAGUUAUUUACUUGGCUUUCCAGAAGAUGUUCGAUAAGGAAUCACAUAAAAGACUUAGCCAUAAGGAUGCAUAGAGUUGGGGGUGAUGUAUUAGCAUGGAUAGAGAAUUGGUUAACCAAUAGAAAGCAGAGAGUUGGGAUAUAUGGGUGUUUCUCUGGUUGACAAUCAGUGGUGAGCGGUGUGCCACAGGGGUCGGUGCUGGGCCCGCAACUGUUCACAAUAUACAUUAACAAUCUGGAAGAGAGGGCCGAGUGUAGUGUAUCUAAGUUUGCUGAUGACACUAAAUUGAAUGGAAAAGCAAAUUGUGCAGAGGAUACAAAGAGUCUGCAGAGAUAUAGAUAGGUUAAAUGAGUGGGCAAGGGCCUGGCAGAUGGAGUACACUUUGGAAGGAAAAAUGGAAGAUAAGAUUAUUAUUUAAAUGGUAAAAGAUUGCAGCAUGCUGCUGUGCAGAAUGACUUGGGAGUGGUUGUGCGUGAAUUGCAAAAGGUUGGUUUGCAGGCGCAGCAGGCUAUCAUUGCCAGAGGGAUUGAAUUUAAGAGCAGGGAGGUUAUGCUGCAACUGUAUAAGAUACUAGUGAUGCCGCACCUGGAGUACUGCAUGCAGUUCUGGUCUCCUUACUUAAGGAUAUACUGGCUUUGAAGGCAGUGGAGAGGAGGUUCACCGGGUUGAUUCCAGAUAUGAGGGGGGUUAGACUAUGAGGAGAGAUUGAGUCGCCUGGGACUGUACUCACUGGAAUUCAGAAGAAUGAGAGGAGAUCUUAUAGAAACAUAAAAUUAUGAAAGGGAUAGAUAAGAUAGAGGCAGGAAAGCUGUUUCCACUGGUUGGUGAGACUAGAACUAGGGGACAUAACCUCAAGAUUCAGGGAAAUAAAUUUAGGACGGAGGUGAGGAACUGCUUUUCCCAAAGAGUGGUGAAUCUGUGGAAUUUUCUGCCGAAUGAAGCAGUAGAGGCUACCUCAGUAAAUUUAUUCAAGAUAAGGUUGAAUAGAUUUUUGCAUGGUAGUGGAAUUAAGGAUUAUGGGGAAGAGGCAGGUAGGUGGAGAUGGUCAGAUCAGUCAUGAUCUUAUUGAAUGGCAGAGCAGGUUCGACAGGCCAGAUGGUCUACUCCUGCUCCUAUUUCUUAUGUUCUUUAUGUCUGGUAGUUUCAUAAUUCUGGAGUAAAAAGUAGUAAGAAUUUAAACUCCCAGGCUGUCGUAACAAUGACCAGACCACAUCCAUUUCAACCCUACCACGUGUUGCACCGCAGUUUAGGGGAAAUUAUCAGGUGCACUACACUUAUUCAUCCUUUCCUACGCCUUCUAGGUGUAGAUUUCAGUGUUGUAGUUAUGACUCGCCCUGUGUCCACAGAGAAACAAAGCAACAUCACACUGUUUUACAAUAUACUUUUAAUCAUCUUAAAGAUUACAUUUUUAAGUCUUUUUACAUUGGAAUGUUGUCAUAUUCCCUCAAUACACUUUACAGGGUUACAAAAUUUGUUUUGAUCAUGUUUUCAUCCAAAUCAAGGAACAAAAAAAAAGGAAAAAAAUCACUUCACCUUAAUACUAACUCAACAAAAAUAGGCCUAAAAUGAUAAUUACAGCCAAUGAGGCAAUACAAUAGGGAAUAAGGGGUGCUGUGGUUGACAUACAAGAUGCUGCAAAUGCUACCUAAUGUCAUUCCUCCCACCCCCUCCUUCCAAAACAAAA
Mobula hypostoma (lesser devil ray) is the source of this 5270-nucleotide messenger RNA. RefSeq names its product interleukin-18-like. NCBI's taxonomy places the organism in Eukaryota, Metazoa, Chordata, Chondrichthyes, Myliobatiformes, Myliobatidae. Gene Ontology annotation, molecular function: cytokine activity. Gene Ontology annotation, biological process: inflammatory response; immune response. The record is from RefSeq and is a predicted model, not a curated record. Bases 306 to 824 code for a protein of 172 amino acids. The transcript is spliced from 4 exons.